AUGGUUUUACUUUACGUUAUUGCCUUCAGUGUGCUUGUUAUUAUUAUAAUAGCCUUUUCAAUAAGAUUAUCGCAAACCGCAAGUAAAUUACGAGACCCAAUCCACGUAUGGAAAACACUGGCACGUGCAAGAAGACUACGUCCUAUAGCAUUUUCUUUCUUGCUUAGAUACGCGAUUCCUUAUACUAGUGGAAUUCAUUUUCGUGUCACAACGCUAGAUAAGGGUUUAUGUUCUGCAAUUUUAAAGGAAGAAAAGCGUAUACACAACCCAUUUAAUAGCAUUCACGCGGCCGCUCUCUGCACAUUUGGCGAAACAAUAGGUGGACUAGCAGUAUUUUCACAAUUGAGCAAGAAAGAUCGCGCAAUAAUCACUAGAAUAAAUUGUGAGUACUUUAAAAAAGCAAGAGGUCCGAUCACCGCAACUUGCAAUUUCAAUCCCGGUUUCAUGAGUGGUAAAGUGGAAAAAGAAUCAGAGGUUAUUCUAAAUGAUGCAAUGCUUGAGCCAGUUGCAAAAAUCACGGUUUAUUGGUUCAUAGAGUGCAAGAGCGAAUAA
Molecule: messenger RNA, 552 nt
Organism: Ambispora gerdemannii
Lineage: Eukaryota; Fungi; Glomeromycota; Glomeromycetes; Archaeosporales; Ambisporaceae
Source: the annotation of a GenBank genome assembly